Alexandromys fortis (reed vole) is the source of this 954-nucleotide messenger RNA. RefSeq names its product NK2 homeobox 5 (gene Nkx2-5). The transcript is spliced from 2 exons. Lineage: Eukaryota; Metazoa; Chordata; Mammalia; Rodentia; Cricetidae. Gene Ontology annotation, cellular component: nucleus. Gene Ontology annotation, molecular function: RNA polymerase II cis-regulatory region sequence-specific DNA binding; DNA-binding transcription factor activity, RNA polymerase II-specific. Gene Ontology annotation, biological process: regulation of transcription by RNA polymerase II; cell differentiation. Bases 1 to 954 code for a protein of 317 amino acids. The record is from RefSeq and is a predicted model, not a curated record.
AUGUUCCCCAGCCCAGCGCUCACACCCACGCCCUUCUCAGUCAAAGACAUCCUGAACCUGGAGCAGCAGCAGCGCAGCCUGGCCGCUGGGGACCUGUCUGCGCGCCUCGAGGCCACCCUGGCGCCCGCCUCCUGCAUGCUGGCCGCCUUCAAGCCGGAGGCCUACUCCGGGCCCGAGGCCGCAGCACCCAGCCUGGCAGAGCUGCGCGCGGAACUGGGCCCCGCGCCUUCGCCCCCCAAGUGCGCUCCUGCCUUCCCAGCCGCCCCCGCCUUUUAUCCUCGUGCCUACGGCGACCCUGAUCCGACCAAGGACCCACGAGCGGAUAAGAAAGAACUGUGUGUGCUGCAGAAGGCGGUGGAGCUGGACAAGGCCGAGACGGACGGCGCCGAGCGACCACGAGCGCGGCGGCGGAGAAAACCACGCGUGCUCUUCUCGCAGGCGCAGGUCUACGAGCUGGAGCGGCGCUUCAAGCAACAGCGGUACCUGUCCGCUCCCGAGCGCGACCAGCUCGCCAGCGUGCUGAAGCUCACGUCCACGCAGGUCAAGAUCUGGUUCCAGAACCGGCGCUACAAGUGCAAGCGGCAGCGGCAGGACCAGACUUUGGAGUUGCUGGGACCGCCGCCGCCGCCCGCGCGCAGGAUCGCGGUGCCGGUGCUGGUGCGCGACGGGAAGCCCUGCCUCGGGGACUCGGCGGCCUACGCGCCCGCCUACGGCGUGGGUCUCAACGCCUACGGCUACAACGCCUACCCCUACCCCAGUUAUGGUGGCGCGGCCUGCAGCCCCGGGUACAGCUGCACCGCCUACCCCGCCGCGCCCCCCGCCGCGCAGCCCGCCCCCACCGCCAACAGCAACUUCGUGAACUUCGGCGUCGGGGACUUGAACGCCGUGCAGAGUCCCGGGAUGUCGCAGGGCAAUUCGGGCGUGUCCACGCUGCACGGCAUUCGAGCCUGGUAG